This is a messenger RNA of Phasianus colchicus (ring-necked pheasant), 1935 nucleotides long. RefSeq names its product oligodendrocyte transcription factor 3 (gene OLIG3). Gene Ontology annotation, cellular component: nucleus. NCBI's taxonomy places the organism in Eukaryota, Metazoa, Chordata, Aves, Galliformes, Phasianidae. Gene Ontology annotation, biological process: sensory organ development; axon development; positive regulation of transcription by RNA polymerase II. Gene Ontology annotation, molecular function: DNA-binding transcription factor activity, RNA polymerase II-specific; E-box binding; protein dimerization activity. The record is from RefSeq and is a predicted model, not a curated record.
UUCUUUUCUCUUCCCUUCCUCUAUGGGAUUCUCUCUCAGUGCCGACAAUGAGGAGGCUUUAAUUUCCCUCAGCAGACGAGGCACGGUCCGACUCGGCGGAUGACAGUUUCCCACUCCCCCCUCUCUCAUCUCCCCACACCCCUUUACCAUCCUGCUGUACCGCUGGGAACUCUCUCCCAUGCCCACGCUCGCGGGUGGAAGCGCACCCGGCGGCUCCCCGCGAGUGGUGCCGACCUCGCGCUCUCGGCUCGUCGGGGCCGGGAGCAGCGGCUCGGGAACACCGCGGUCGCUUCCCCGGGCGGACGCUGUACAGCCGGUGCCGCACGACCGACCCUGAACGGGGGGCCGAGCUGGGAGGGGAGGGCCGGGCGGCCCCGACGGGCGGGCAGUCCCCGCGGCCCCGGCUCCUCGCAGCGAACGGGGUGCCUUGUUAUAUUGGAAAUGAGGGGCAGGGGGAGGAGGUGGCGGGCACGCGGAGCGCCGGGUGUGCGGUGUCAAUCAGAGGGGUUUUGUGUCUCCUCGGCUCCUGACGGUCCGUGGCUGAGGUGUCCCGGGUGGCACCGCCAUGAAUAUGAAUGGGGGUCCUCGCUAAAUGGGACAGUCAAAGCGCACCGCCCUGAAUAACGGCACGUCAUCCCAACUACACCGCUAUACAUAGGAGGGCUCCUUUUGUCUCCGCUCUCCGCCGCAGCCCUAUAAAAGCCCCUCGUAGGCAGGCGGAGGUCAGUCCCGGCACACACCCACCGCCGUCCCUGAGUGCGGGGCGCGGGGCAGCGCUGCCGCGGGGCAGAGGGCUCUUUCCCCCGCUGCCGCCCCAAGCUGCCGCCCGCCCGGCGCCGUCCGACCCGUCCAUCCCUGGUGCCCCCCGGAGGAGCCGCCCCGUUCCGCCGCCUCCCGAUCAGGGCAAGGUGUCUCGCUCCGGCGCUCGAGUACAAUGAAUUCUGACUCCAGCUCCGUCUCCAGCAGAGCCUCCUCGCCGGACAUGGACGAGAUGUACCUGCGGGAGCACCGCCACCACCACCACCACCACCACCCGGAGAGCCGCCUCAACCCCGUCUCUUCCACGCAGGGCGACCUGGUGCAGAAGAUGGCCGGGGAGGGCCUGGCCCGGGGCGGCCCCAAGGCGCAGGGGGAGGGCGGCAAGUACAAGAUCAAGAAGCAGCUCUCGGAGCAGGACCUGCAGCAGCUGCGGCUCAAGAUCAACGGGCGGGAGCGCAAGCGGAUGCACGACCUCAACCUGGCCAUGGACGGGCUGCGGGAGGUGAUGCCCUACGCGCACGGCCCCUCCGUCCGGAAACUCUCCAAAAUCGCCACCCUGCUGCUGGCCAGAAACUACAUCCUGAUGCUCACCAGCUCCCUGGAGGAGAUGAAACGCCUGGUGGGGGAGAUCUACGGCGGCCACCACUCGGCCUUCCACUGCGGCACCGUGGGCCACUCAGCCGCCGCGCACCCGCCCCACGCAGCGGGCGCCGUGCACCAGGUGCACCCCAUCCUCGGCGGGGCCCUCUCCUCCGCCAACGCGUCCCCGUCGCUGCCAGCCUCUCUGCCGGCCCUGGGCACCAUCCGGCCGCCCCACUCCCUGCUGAAGACCCCUUCCACUCCCCCCGCGCUGCAGCUCGGCGGCGGCUUCCAGCACUGGGCCGGCUUGCCGUGCCCCUGCACCAUCUGCCAGGUGCCCCCCCCGCCUCACCUCUCUGCCCUCUCCGCCUCCGGCAUGGGCCGGAUCUCGGCGGACACCAAGGACCUGCUCAAGUGAGCCGCCCCGGCCCUGCCCCCCGCCCCCGGGACCGCGGGGCCGGGGAGGGAAGGACCCUGCCGAGGGGACGCUGCCGCCCGCGCCGAGCCGGGAGAGGAGCGAUCCCCGCGGUAAAAAAGAGUAAUAGCGGUGGGGAGGAAAUGUAAAUAAUUCCUUAAAAUGGAUGGAAAAAAAAAAAA